AUGACCUUUGUCCGCCUAGAAGCCCGAUCAGCGAAUGACACAACGCCGAUUGGCGUCAAGCUGUCUCCACGACGUGGCCUUGUCACGUGCGUUGCAAGCAGAAUCCAAUUGGCAGGAAGUGUUAUUUAGGCUGCCAGAGGACGUCAGGAGAGAAUAAUCAGACUGGCGACCAGGAGAACGGACUGACACAGGCACACAAGUUCGCCUCAACCGCUGACUGUCCUACCACACAACAUCCCGCCGCCACCGUCACCGUCUCAGGACAUGUUAGUUAUCAGUUAAACGGUCUUCUUACUCAAUGCAGGUAUGGGUUGGACGAAUGGCAUUAAAUAGAAGCAACUGGCUGAGCGCCAGCCAGGUGCCAGGGACUGCCCCAAAUCCCACCUUUCGCCUCGACCGAUCGUAGCCCUAGGCGGCAGCCCAGUCAGCCGGAUGACUCGCAAACCACAUCUUCAUUCAGGUGCAUCUGCGACGUCAGUUAAAUCGGCAUCUCAACUCCUCACUAAUUCCCGCGAGCAAAAGUGGAGCUUCACGAGGCGAUACCUUUCGUCGACCUGACACUGCUCUUAGCACCCAUCUCACCGGAUUUGGUGUACAAGGCUAUGCGGUGAAGUAUGCAUUGAAGUAUGGUAAAUCACGGGCAUGUCUUUACUGAUAUUGUCAUCAACAUAUUUUCUGCCCCACAGAAGCAGGUGAGGGAGUAAACACACAUAGAGGUUGUCUGGCCUGGCAGUUUGUCCUUGUCCUCUCCGUAUAUGAUGGGACUAGUAGAGAAGAGUACAGGGGCGUCGACUGCCGGUAAGGUGUGUGAUAUAGAUUGAGUUAGGCGCCUUGUUAAAAGUUCACUUGGCGCGUCCCCUUGAAACGGCACCCUUAGGAAAAGCUUAUUUUUGUCUGCCGUCAGCCUCGAGGGUUUUGGUAGUCUUUCGGUCACGUACCUAGCAAUGAAUACAUCGAGGUACCCGUUCUGGCGAAUGCGAAUUUCAACAAGCUUAAGUUCCACCUCAAUGCUAUCAGCUGAGCAGAUCCUCCUUACUCUUUGUGUCAAGCAGCGCCUUAUGUUUAAUGGAACGAACCUCCUAUAAUUCUUGUUAUGUCCGGACCACGUCUUCUUACGAUAGACGCGACGUCGAAUACUACCUGCAGGCCUUCUGCUCAAAAGCACAUACAGAAAGAGGAGCGAUCUGGACUGUUUUCCUUCAAGCGUGAAUCUGAUUGAUGGGUGUGCUUGAUUGAUUUCGUUCCGUGGGACUCAAACGUCGUUUUGUUUAGGUGCAAUCGCGAAUCUAUCAUGCACAUAGCGUUCAUACUAUCUCAGACCAUCGAUCUGCAGACGAAAUUCGAAAGCUUCUAACUUGCCCAUGAACAUAUUCGCCAAAAGCUACCCCGUCGAUUUGUCUAUACGGAUUGUUGUCAAAUAGAAGCCGUACUUUGAAGGUACAUCCCAGCAGCAAUUCUUUGAGAGCAUUUACCGCAUUCCUAUAUCAUGAUUAUUGGAGGCAAGGGCUUCACAGAGGUAGUUGACGAUUUCUGUGACCGGUACGUUCGUACAAAGAGACGAGACGUCCAGCGAAAUCAUAAUCUUUCGGUUAAAGUCGAGAUUUUUCAUGCUGUAGACGAAUUCAUAGGUAUACCGAAAGCUACAGUACAUGUGCUAACUCAUGUUAUGCUAGCCGGUAUUGUAUGGGCUUUAGUUUCUCCGCUAGCCACAUCGCGGCGAGUUUUUCAUGUCUAGAAUCGGUGUACCAUGUACGUGGAUCUUUGUCAAGCCAUAUAACUGAGGUAUAUGCGUGCCGACAGGCGGGAGACGCUCUAGGUCGUAUUCGCUAAUGAAACCAUUCGUUUGAAGUCUUUUCAAACAGUCGGUCGGCAGAGUUUCAACCUCAUCUUUUCGAUCAUUUUGGUUUUCUGCCUUUCGGAAAUGUUCCUGCACUGCGCCCGAUCCCACCUCCGGUCAUCUGGACAUUGUCUUUCCAUCGGAGCCAGGUGGGUGUGCGAGGGAGGGAGGGAGUGGGGUAGAUGUUGCGCAGGUCUGCCUGCUCCCACAAUGCAGUCUGUGGGGCACACGUUGGACAUAGUCGAAAUCGACGGUCGAACUGUCGUGGUGGUAUGGUAUCACCGGACUCGCAUCACGACAUCCGUUCACCUGAGCGCCACUUCGAGGGCGGUGCGUACGUGCUUGCGUGCGUGCGUGCACACAUGACCUUUGUCCGCCUACAAUACCGACCAGAAAAUGACACAACGUCGAUUAGCGUUAAGCUGUCUCCACAACUUGGCCAAGUCACGUGUGUUGCAAACAGCAUCCCAUUGGCAGGAGGUGUUACUUAGGCUGACAGACGGCGUCAACAGAGAAAAACCAGACAGUCGACCAGGAGAACGAACUGCCACAGGCACACAAUCUCGCCUCAACCGCUGAUUGUCCUACCACACAACAUCUCCGCUACAGCCACCGCCACCGUAGCAGGACAGGUUAGUUAUCAGUCAGUUAAACGGUCUUCUUCUGACUCAGUGCAGGUAUGGGUUGGACGAAUGGCAUUAAAUAUAAGCAACCGGCAGGGCGUCAGGCUGAUGCUAGGGAUUACCCCAAAUCCACAAAUCCCACCUUUCACGUCGACUAAUCGUAGCCCCAGGCGGCAGCCCAGUCAGCCGGAUGACUCACAAACCCCACAUCUUCUUUGAGGUUCAUCUGGGACGUCAGUAAAAUCGACAUCUCCACUCCUCACCAGUUCCCGCGAGCAAAAAUGGAGCUUCACGAGGCGAUAAUGUUCUUCGACGUGACACUGCUCCUUGCAUCCAUCUCACCGCAUUUGGUGUGCAAGGCUAUGCGCUGCGUCCUGCAUGGAAGUAUGGCAAAUCACGGGCAUGUCUUUACUGAUAUUGUCAUCAUAUUUAAGUAGUCUUACAGGCCGAUGCCUCCCGUCAUUCUGAGUAAAUUGUACACACACAUAUCUGCAUUUAUGCUGCACCAGGUAAUGCAGUGACAUAUGUGUCGAUGGUUUGCAAUUGACAACAUCUAACUACAUUUUCUUCUCUUUGAAUCAUUGUAGAAAUUGCAUGUUUAUGCUCAAUCGUAUUAUUGGACGCAGAGUACUGCUCGUCUGUGGUCGACUACUGCGUCCUUUCGUCGGCAGUUUCAGCAAAGUCGCAUGUCCUCCCUCCUUUGUACUUGGCCUCAGGGAUCACAACAUCAACCACAUGUUUGGUGCCUACGAGGAGGUUCUUUCCAUCCAGAUCCACUAUCUUCGUCAGGGCCUAGGAGCCAACAAUAUCCUCCUAUUUCCCGGUCCAUUCGGCUCCAUCAGGACUGAUUACAUGGACUUCCUACAGCGUCUUAACUGA
Spirometra erinaceieuropaei is the source of this 3339-nucleotide messenger RNA. NCBI's taxonomy places the organism in Eukaryota, Metazoa, Platyhelminthes, Cestoda, Diphyllobothriidea, Diphyllobothriidae. The record is from the annotation of a GenBank genome assembly.